UGACGUUUGACGUUCAUGUAUGCGCUCAGUUGUUUUCAGACAGAGGAAGAGCGAGAACCUAUUCCUAUUACACAUCAAAGCGACGUCGACGCUCUCGAACGUAAUUUUAUCUACUAAAAAUAAAGAAACUUAUCGUUGCGAUCUCGAAAUUUAAACUAAACCCGACGAUAAAAGUUUUGUGUGUCAAAAUCCAAUCCAGAAAUAAAUAUUUAAUCAAAACCGUCCGACACUUUGAAUCAGUUUUUACUGUAGCCGAUACUAUUUUGCAGUUAUUUUUCAGGGCUUCCUCCAGAAAACAAUGCAACGAGUUGUGUUCGGCAACUUCUGAAACCCAAAAGACUCGAAAAAGACAAUAUUUUUCUUGAAUUAGUAUUUACUGGGUCUGUUAUUGAUGACCGGUCACGGGAAUUACUUUUGUCUCAGUACCUAUCAAAACCAACAGACAGGAAAAGAUCCUAGGCAACUACUUCAGAGCUGGUCCAAGCGUUGGAUGCAAAAUAAAAAACAGAUAAAUUUGAUAAUAUCGUAUAUUAUACCCAUUAAUUGAAUAUUUAGUGAAUUUGAAUUUUUCGCCAUGGAAAACCCCGGUAGAGAAGCGCCUUUGGCAACAUUGUCAGGUGUAGCUCCAUCCUUAGAAUCGUCCCCGAAGAAAAGUGAAGAAAUCAUCCUGAUAGAACCGACUGAAAAGGCUGAAGUCACUUUCAAAACGGACAGCGAGUAUUCAUCAUCAUCCUCUUCAUCUUCGGCUUCCGAUUCCGAAGACGAAGAUGAAAAGCCGAAAAUUCCAGAUGGUGGUUGGGGAUGGAUAGUAGUACUUUCUUCAUUGUUACUUUCUAUGAUAGCCGACGGGGUUAGUUUCUCCUUUGGUUUGCUCUAUGUAGAGUUUUUGGAUGAGUUUAAAGCAUCCAGUUCCGUUACUUCUUGGAUUGGUAGCCUGUUCUUGGCUAUUCCUCUUAUUUCUGGGCCUAUUAUGAGUGCUUUAGUAGAUAAAUAUGGUUGUAGAUUAAUGACUUGCGUAGGUGGGGUUAUAGCUGCAAUCGGUUUCAUUAUUAGUUCAAAAGUGAACACAAUCGGUAUUAUGUAUCUUACUUUUGGUAUACUAGCGGGACUAGGACUAGGUCUUUGUUAUGUUACCGCUGUCGUUUCGAUUCCUUUUUGGUUUGAUAAAUACAGGACGUUGGCUGUGGGAAUAAGUGCUUCUGGAGCCGGAAUAGGAACGUUCGCGUUUGCUCCUUUGACUACUUUUCUUCUAUCUGAAUUUGGAUGGAGAGGAACCACGUUGAUCAUGGGUGGAGUAUUUUUGAAUAUGUGCGUUUGUGGUGUUAUGAUGAGAGAUCCGGAUUGGGUCACCGAGCAACAUAAAUCAAAUCCAAAACUCUCUAAAUCCAGUAAAUCCAGUAAAACCAGUUUAGUCUCAUUAUCUUCAACGAACUUUAUUAACAACAUCGACAUAAACGAAUUAAAAGAUGUUUUGAAGAGUGGGAAAAAUGUCGAGUAUCUUUUACAAGGCCUAGAAACAUCCAUUGACAACAGUCAUACGGAUAAUGUUUUGAAAAAUAAUCAUAAUUCGGUACUAAAUCUUCCAACGUAUGUAAGACAAAAUGAAAAAGUGCCUAUAGAAGUAUUACAACAACUUAGUUCGAAUAAGAAGCUAUAUAAUGUGAUUCUACAAAAUUUUCCUAGUUUAGUUUUAUAUAGGAGUGCGUCCGAUAAAGGUUUAAAUAAAUUAACAGGAGACGCUUCUCCAUUAGAAAGAGUACCGGUUAAAGUUAGCGUGACUUUAAAAAAAGAAGAGAAACAUCCAAAUAGUAAAGUAUCUAUUGUAGACAGAGAUAUUGAAGUCCAAGAACCCUUACUGGUAGAAAAACCAAUCAAAAAAGCAGGACAUACAAGAAACGCAACACAUUCAAAACCGAAACAUCAAAUCGUCCAACCUGCACAACGACCACAGCAUUAUUUCAAACAUUUAAAGAUACACAGACAGUCCUUGGUUCAUAGGGCAGCCGUUUUUAACACAAAUAAGUAUAGGUUUAAGGCAUCUAGCUGUCCCAAUAUAUACAGAUUGUCUACUUUGACAUUGAAACAUGACGAAGAUGAGAAAUGGUACGCUGAACUUCUAGACUUGGUGAAGGGAAUGUUCGAUUUUUCGUUAUUCUUAGAACUACAUUUUUUCUUCCUGUCCCUAUCGACCAUAAUACUUUUUGUUUGGUUUAUAGUGCCGUAUUUUUAUUUGGCUGAUCACAUGAUAAAACACGGAUAUACCACUGAACAAGCUUCUCUUACAAUUUCGAUUAUAGGUAUCACCAAUACAAUUGGAAUGAUAGGUUUAGGAUGGGCCGGAGAUCAACCUUGGAUGAACAUAACCAAAUGUUACGCAAUGUGUCUAUUUCUAACUGGAAUCUCUUGCGCCGGAAUGAUGUUUUUCACCAGCAAUUAUAUUUUAUUGGAAAUAAGCGCUGCUAUGUUUGGAUUGUUCGUAUCAAGCACCUAUUCUUUCACGCCGGGACUCAUAGUUGAACUGGUACCUCUGGAAAGAUUUGCUACAGGGUACGGUUUGCAGUUGCUUUGUAUGGGAAUUGGUCUGCUUUUGGGACCACCAUUUGCUGGUCAUUUAUUUGACGUCACAAAUAGUUGGGAACAAGCUUUUUAUCACUCUGCAAUAUGGUUAACAAUCUCAGGUUUAAUGUUGGCUUUUAUCCCCUAUACAAAAAAUAGAAAAAUAUUUGGUAGAGGAUCCGUCGAAAAGGAGGUGGAAGAUACCAAGGACAGAAUUUGGAUUGCCGUGGGCAUUCUUGCCCUUACUCUAGUUUUGACUGUAAUCAUUUGUUACUUUACAAUCCAGUGUCUUACUUAAAUAAGUAUUAAGUAGUAUUAUUAAUAUUUAGUGUAUUUUUGAGA
Messenger RNA from Psylliodes chrysocephalus, 2898 nucleotides. NCBI's taxonomy places the organism in Eukaryota, Metazoa, Arthropoda, Insecta, Coleoptera, Chrysomelidae. The record is from the annotation of a GenBank genome assembly.